AUGGUAACGACACAGAAUCUCAUGUCAGGCGCCGCCGAUGACUUCUUCGCAGGUGGCCGAUCACUGAAAUGGUACGUGGUCGCAGGUUCCUUGAUGCUCACGAACCUCUCCACAGAGCAGUUGGUGGGCCUGAACGGCAAUGUCUACAAGGAUCGAAACCUGGCCGGGAUUUGGUUCGAGGCCGGUGCAGCGAUAGCUAUGGUGCUGACCGCCACCGUUUUCUU
Molecule: messenger RNA, 224 nt
Organism: Symbiodinium necroappetens
Lineage: Eukaryota; Dinophyceae; Suessiales; Symbiodiniaceae
Source: the annotation of a GenBank genome assembly